UCUCGGAAUCUCCCUGUAUUUCUCACAAGAGCUCAUCUGCUGGCGGACGCAUCCCUCCUCUCUCCGGUACAACCGACGGUUCGGUUAGGAGAGCAGCACGACUGCACCUGCUGAUAGAUAGUUGAUCCAGGCUUUUACCUGGACUGUAUUUUCCGACACUGAAUUAAAAAAAAAAAAAAGUAGUAGUUUAGACAGACUUUAUUUAUAUCUUCCUACAAAUAAUAUUCGCUUUUCCCCACAACUUUAGCUGGGAUCUUGAGUAGGAUAGCCAUGUCCGAAGUGCUGCCAUACAACGAGGGGAAGAUGAACGGCUACGGGGCGGACAGUGAUGUCAGUCAGCUCUCCUUCAGCUGUCGACUGCAAGACACGAACUCGUUUUUCGGAACAUCACAGUCCAAAAGGCCACCGAAGCUCGGGCAGAUUGGCAGGGCAAACCACGUGGUCAUUGAAGAUGACCGAAUAGAUGAAGUUCUCAAAGGGAUGACAGACAAGUCAACUCCUGGUGUGUAAACUUGAACGAUUAUACUUUGUCAACCUUUUCUUUUAAUCACCGGUUUGACGCACUUGUCGCCUGUGCAUGUGAACGAGAGGUGAAGAUGAUGGUUCAGUGUAUGAGUACAGGACGAAGGAUGAAGAGCCACUCUGCACGAUGGGUUAAAAUAGCGAGAUUUGAAGACGCUGGCAAUUCUCCAACUGAAACCCAUCCCAAACCGCUGCUGUGAAGAAAGCAUCCCAUGAUUUCUGGUCAUUUAGCCCCUCGUCUCGUAGACGCCGUGGGUCUGGGUGUGAGAUUUCAUCACGACAUCAACAAACAGAAGCCCCUGUUUCAUAGGCAUCUAUCACACUAUGAGCUGCUCGUUCAAGGGAGCUGUCCAGUUCAGCACCUGACGCACAACUUGACUGUCUUUCCAGAGAAAUAAGCUACAUUUAUAUCUUGCAUGGAAAUGGGAUGAUGUAUGUAAUCGAGGGAAGAUUGAUUACAUGUUUUAUUCACUUCCUUCACAUCUACAUCCAUUCCAUUUUCAAUCCUUGACUGAUCAUAUGCCCAAAAUACAUUUUAUAGCCAACAAAGCCACUUAAAGCCAGCAAGGAAGAUCUGAAGAAUCAGCAAUGGAGGGAAAAUAAGAAGGAGUACUUCUUGUUUGAUUUAUUGCAUCUUUUCUAUGACUGUUUAUUUGUUUGGCGUCGUGUAUAGAUUAAUAUAUACAGUUCUCUUUGCAUGAACUUCUCUCUUGUGCCAUUGCGGGUGUUUCCACCUCUUUUAAACCCAGGCACGCUUGUUUUUACCAAAAUCAAUAUUUGUAUUUUUUAUAUCUGAAUAUUUGUUACUCAGAACAAUACUAGAUCAUCAACACAGACAGGGUAUGUGAGGAUACAGAGGCAUAAAACAUAAUCAUAAAGGACAGACUGAAUGUUAUUUUGGGGAGGGGGUUUCACAAAUCAGCAUAAACACGCUUUCUGUUGCAAUAAGUGCUCAUGUCUUUGUUGAUAAUGAAAUGGUUUGGAAAUAUAAUUUCAGAGUAUGUUCAACAGCACUCUCACUGUAAUUACAUCAGUGGUGUGAGCAUCUCAGUUGAUUAUUUAUUUAUUUGUUUGUUUUUGUAUUAUUUUAAAAUGUUCAGUGUGUGGUUUAUUGUGCAUGGGAUAUUUUUCAAGCUUAUAACCAAUUUAUGAAGCAAAAAAUUGUACACAAAUGUCUCUACAUUCUACAAAUGAAUGAAUAAAUGAAUUCAGAUGAUUCAUUCA
Molecule: messenger RNA, 1746 nt
Organism: Cyprinus carpio (common carp)
Lineage: Eukaryota; Metazoa; Chordata; Actinopteri; Cypriniformes; Cyprinidae
Product: calcium/calmodulin-dependent protein kinase II inhibitor 2-like
Exons: 2
Coding region: 271-510 (79 amino acids)
Biological process (GO): negative regulation of protein kinase activity
Molecular function (GO): calcium-dependent protein kinase inhibitor activity; protein kinase binding
Source: RefSeq, a predicted model, not a curated record